Messenger RNA from Delphinapterus leucas (beluga whale), 5459 nucleotides. The record is from RefSeq and is a predicted model, not a curated record. Lineage: Eukaryota; Metazoa; Chordata; Mammalia; Artiodactyla; Monodontidae.
CGUGCUUUACAAACCACAAAGCAGUGUGUUGUAAUUACUCGUGUGACUGGCUGUGUCCCCACUGUACGGGUCACGUGCAGCUGUGGUAGCUGCUCUGAACACCCUCAUGGAGUGACCCAAUGCAUUUGAAGAGAAGAAGGAACUCUGAAGACAUCUCCAGGAGUGAGCUGAAGGGGCUUGUGUCCAGGGAUUCGCCCGCUCGGCAUUUUUGUCCUGCUGGAAAAGCUCUCACCAAGGAGUGGCAGGUAAGAGCCCUCACUCCUGCCCUUUGAGUCUGAUUUCCUUUGAGUUGCGCCUUCCAUUUUAUUCCAACCAUUCCACAGGAGCAUUCCAAAGCUAAGCCAGGAGCAGCAGUACUGGCUUAGUUUUAGGCACAUGUAACGUUUGUCUUCACGGCCACCAUCGGCACAAGAGGCCUCGCCCCAGGUCUCCUGUCCCUCUGGGUCGUCCAGGUGUGCAGAUGGCACCAAAUAAGCUUGUUCCUUGAACUCAUUUAGCUUGUCCUUGGUCAUGGCUUCACGCCCUGCCUCUCUGAUGCUGAGGUAAGAGUGCUGAUGACCAUACACAUCAAAUUCAGUCCUGGCUGUUACAGAGGGGAGGUUGAAAAGGAACAAAAGCACUUAAGCCAGGAGCCUCCAAUGCGUUGGGUAGUGGGGGAGGGGAGGAAAUAAUACAGAGCUUCCGUCCAUGUCCAUGGUGUAAUCUGGAGGCAGCGGACAAGGGUACAGUGUGAGAGGAGCUGGGAUGGAUGAAGUGCGGAGGAGUUGCCCAGAUGGUGAAGCUGAUGACCCUCUGGACAUGCCCUAGUUCACACAGCCCGCCCCUCUUGUUCACCUUGACUGGUGUGGUUAGUUGUCCCCUGCCUGUCUCCCUCAGCAGGCUGGUCUCUCUCGAGACUUCCAGGCAGGCGUGGGCAGGUAGAUGCUCAGGACCCAGUCUAACUGAGCCAGUAAUACAUUCGGUUGACUCGCAUAAGUUUUUAUUUCCAUGUGUUCACUUGUUGAUGUUUUUCCUCAUUGCCCAAGAGGACUGAUUAUGCAUGAAACCGUGAUGUGCCUUCUACGAUCUGCCUAGAGAAUCACCUCAGCGUUGGCCAGAGCUCAGCAUUCUUAGCCACACAGGGCUCAGAGAUGCGUUCAGUGGGACCCAGAACUCCUGGAUGUCCUGCAGGCCGGCAGUCAGCACAGUCCAGAGGAGUGGCCAGGAUGCCAAGUUGAGAUGGAGGGUCCAGGAUAGCCUGUCCCCCAGGCUCCAGUCUCCCUCUCCUGCUUCGCCCACUGGCAUCUGCACCCCUGCGCCUCAGUGCGCUCCCGGCUCCUGGUACCCCUGUGCUCGCCCUCCCACAAACCCCACAGUCCUGGCCCGGAGGUCGCUGCAGGGAAUAGGGGUGGGCAGUCUCACAGCUCAGGCCAGAGAGAGGAAUCCUGGGCCCCAGCUAUUUUCAGGGCUAAAAUUGAAGCCCAUGGUUUAUUUGCUCAGCACUUAAUUAGACUCCAGUGCGGCGCGAGGCUGCCUCGUUCCCGCCCACGAGCGAAGGCCUGACCAGUGGGUUUGGGAGCUGACGCCAUGUCACAGGCGGGAGGUUGGGACCUGGAGUAUUUUUACAAAUGCGAGGCUACGGAGAACAAAACCGCUUGGCCCCCAGCCAGUUAGUCUAAGUCGGUUGGGAGACGGAGGGAGCAGGAAAGCGUUAUAUCAUCCUUCCUUCUUUGAACCGCAUCGUAAAUCUGCCAGACAGGAAACGGGGAUCUGGAGGGGAGGGGCGACGUGGGGGUAGCCAGCGAGGCCGGAGCGGGGCCACGUUACCAGCGCCCCGGGCGCCUGGCUCAGGAGGGGCCCCGCCCGCGGGGGAGCAGACGCACGCGGAGGAGGACGCUGGGGGAGGGGAGGGGCCGGCACGAGGGCGCCGCGGGGGCGUGGAAAGCUUCCUGGGUCAGGUCGGAGGGGGAGGGCUGUUUGUGCCUGAGGGUUUCUGGGCGCCCUUCAGGUCCUCCACUUAAACCUACUUUUGUAGAGGUUUAGAGCUGGAAGGGAUUUUAGAGACCCUUUAAGGCGGAUGUUGAGGGCAACAGAGGAAAAAUAAAUUACCUGAAGCCACACAGCUAAUGAGACCUGGCAGUGGUGCCAGGGGUCUUCUGACUCCUAAGUUGGCUGUCCACUAGCUCCCCUUCUUGGUGCUGUCCUUUGGCUUUUAUGGAGACACAGCAGAGUGAAGUGACCGGCUCACCUCAGGUGGAUGCAGGCAACCCUGAUGACCUUCUACCCUAGUGCCAGAAGACUGAACUCCCUUCCUUACUUUGCCGCUAGCUAUGUGACCCCGGACAAGUUACUUAACGUCCUUCCACUGCUGUCAAAUGGAGGGUGAGAAGCUGGGUCGGUGGAAGGCACAACUGUGGAACAGAUGGACUCCAUCCUCAAGGGCCAACCAUCACAUCUUGUGGACCCCUUCAUCCGCUGAUGGUGCUGCCCAGGACCUGAGGGUUCUUAGACCACCCUUUCUCCGGUCGUGCUCCAGGGUGUGGUGUCUACCUGAAGAACAUUGCACUUUAAAAGGAAAGAUGCUGUCUCCAAAUGAUAAAAAGUUAGAAAAGCUAGAUCCGUUUUACCGACCUUCAGUGUCCGAGCAGAAGACUAGUGCAGAAAUCAUAAGUGAAGCACGAAAUGCCUUAAGAACUGUUAGGACCCAAAGACCAUUUACACCACGGGAAGACCAAAGAAAACUAUUUGGACGUGCAUCUUCAAGAACACCAGAAAAUAGACCCCCAUCUUCCUUCAGCGUCCAUGCAUCCAGUUUUGAGUCCUCUGAUUCCAGGCCCAUCUUUGGCACACGUCUCAGUCCACUAGAGCUUAAACCAAAAACUCCAGCAUCUCCUGCCACAGAAGAGGAUCCCUGCCCUUCCUUUCCAAAACCCCCAGUGGACCCCACGAAGACUAGAAGGAUAAGCAGUGCCCGGGCGCGCUUACUCAGGGCGGCCUCGCAGGGGGCUCUUCUGCCAGACAUGACUCUUCCUUCUGCUCAGCCAAAGAGAGUGGAAUCCAAAGAAACAGUUACGAUGGGGGACUCUGUGGUGAAAAUACAUGGGAUUUAUUUAACAGAAUCAAAUGCCAUUGGCCACUUGAGUCACCCACCUCAGCUAACAUAUGACGGAGACUUCGGUGAAAUCAAGGAGCAAGAAAUUUUCAAAGGGGCAGCAUCCUUGCCAUCUCAUCUCAGAAGUGGAAGGGACCAGGGGAAGAGGCAUUCAGGGGCCUCCUUAUGCUCCCGAAGCUCAGACCGGAGCAGGCUAGACACCAAAACAGACUCAAAACUCGACUUGCAAGAAAAAGAUACAGAAAUAGAAGUAGGUGAAGUCUUUUGGAAUACGAGGAUCGUACCGAUUUUGCGUGAAUUAGAAAAAGAAGAAAACAUUGAAACGGUUUGUGCUGCUUGCACACAGCUUCACCACGCUUUAGAGGAAGGAAACAUGCUUGGAAGUAAACUUAAGAGAAGAAGUAUUCUCCUGAAGACCCUAUAUAAACUUGUUGAUGUUGGCUCAGACUUGCUGAGCCUUAAACUUGCAAAAAUUAUUCUAGCACUUAAAGUGAGUGGAAAGAAUCUUCUUAAUGUCUGCAAGCUUAUAUUUAAAAUUAGCAGGAGUGAGAAGAAUGAUUCUCUGAUUCAAAAUGAUGGCAUUCUGGAAUCAUUAUUGGAGGUCCUGAGAAGUGAAGAGUUGCAAGCUAACACCGAAGCUUUCUUAUACUGCAUGGGGGUGAUCAAAUUCAUUUCUGGAAAUCCAGGAUUUCUUCAUGAAAUGAUUGGCAAAGGUGCUGUAGAAAUAUUGAUGAAUUUGAUGACACAAAUAAACGAGAACACCAAGAAGUCUGGUACAUGUUUGCCUAAUUCGGGCCACUUGUUAGUCCAAAUGACUGCUACGCUGAGAAACUUGGUUGACUCACCACUAGCAAGAAGUAAGUUGCUAAGCAUCAGUGCCCUUCCCCAGCUCUGCACGGUGAUGGGACAGUACAUAGGUGACAAGGAGGUCUGCACCAAUGUUGCCAGAAUAUUCAGCAAAGUUACUACUUAUCAUGACUGCUGUGUAGCCUUGGCCAACUACUCCAGAUGUUAUGCCUUGUUUUUGAAUCUGAUAAACAAAUACCAGAAGAAGCAGGAUUUAGUCGUUCGUAUUGUUUUUAUUCUUGGCAACCUGACAGCGAAAAAUAACCAGGCUCGUGAGCAGUUUUCCAAAGAGAAAGGGAGCAUCCCAACUCUGCUGUCUUUAUUCCAUACAUUCUACAAACUGGAUCUGCAUUCCCAGAAGCCCCUGGGGGAAGGAGAAGAGAGGCCCAAGGCGCCGAGGCCGGCCCAGGCAGAGGACGUACUCAUCAAGCUGACCCGCGUGCUCGCCAACCUGGCCAUCCACCCGAGCGUGGGCCCAGCCAUCGCCGCCCACCCGCGCAUCGUGGGCCUGCUCCUCGCCAUGCUGGAAUCUAAGUCCAUUGAUGAUUGUGAGGAGCUGGUGAUCAACACUACGGCAGCGAUCAACAACUUAUCUUACUACCAAGUGAAGAAUUCCAUAAUUCAAGACAAAAAGCUAUAUAUUGCUGAAUUGCUCUUAAAGCUGCUUGUGAGUCACAACAUGGAUGGAAUCCUGGAGGCUGUGCGCGUUUUUGGAAAUCUCUCCCAGGACCAUGACAUCUGUGAUUUCAUUGUGCAGAAAAACGUUCACAAGUUCAUGAUUGCUCUGCUGGAUGCUAAGCAUCAGGAUAUUUGCUUUUCUGCCUGUGGUGUUCUUCUAAAUCUCACCGUGGAUAAAGACAAGCGUGUCAUCCUAAAAGAAGGAGGUGGCAUUAAAAAGUUAGUGGAUUGUUUAAGGGAUUUUGGUCCCACUGAUUGGCAGCUGGCCUGCUUGGUGUGCAAAACUUUAUGGAACUUCAGUGAAAAUAUCACCAGUGCUUCGUCAUGUUUUGGAGAUGAGGCCGCCAACACACUCUUAGUCCUGCUCUCAUCGUUUUUAGAUGAAGAACUAGCACUGAAUGGGAGUUUUGACCAAGACCUAAAAAACUAUCACAAACUCCAUUGGGAAACAGAAUUCAAACCGGUGGCACAGCAGCUUCUAAACCGAAUUCAGAGGCAUCACACCUUCCUGGAACCCCUGCCUGUUCCUUCUUUCUAACAUGAUGCAGAUGAACAACAGCAACAGGAAGUCAGGUCUCCUUCAUUCUUAAGAAGUGGCAACAUAUGUGAACUUUUUUUUCAGUAUUAACAAAUAGUGAAAGUUUUUCAGGUACUGAUUUUAGUGAGUAGUCUUAGUAUUUUAAAAGAAAUAAGCAUUUCUUCUUGUUAGGUAUUAUGGAAAAAUGAAUAUACAUUUUGUACUUUCUGCUAUGAGAAAUGUAAGAUGAAAAUAUAUGCAUGGGAUUUCUAAGUAAAUGACUUUUUCUUCUAUUCUCUAUUAAAUAAUUUAGUUCUAGUCUUAAAA